UCUGCUUUUAUGGGACCUUCUGUUUACUUUAAAUUUCCUGUCUGUCGUUUUUACACCGUUUUGAAUCCAAAUGAUGGCAGAAUUCCUGCGGGAAAAUGAAGAGGAGGGGACCGAAGAGGGGCAGAGAGAAGCCCCGGGGGACAGAGGACGUCCAACAGAUCACUCAGACAGAACCGAGACAGAACUUUUCCCCUGCAGUCCGAGAUCUCCAUCUUCUAUACAAGCUGCUGUCAAAGAAACGAGAACAACCUCUCAAAGUGACAACCUACAGGAGAGCAGGCAACCCGAGAUCUCUGUUGUCUCAACAGAACCUUUGUCCAACAAUAAUUGGUUUCCAGGCCCUUCAGUGGUUUUCACUCCUCAGUCAGGCUGGUCUGCAAGUGUCCGAAGUGUCCCUCAGCCCCCACCAUCUUACGAUCAGGUGAUCCAAGAGAAGACCCAGGAGGAGCAUAUUAUCAAGCCCACUGCAGCCCCUCGCAGGUCCACCUGCACAACUACAAGUGCCACCCAGACUGACCAACCGUGCACAGCAGCUUCAACGCCAGCUCUGAAAAGAUCUGCCAGUGAAAAACCACAGAAACCUCCCAGACUCUCACUGUCUAAAGCAGUGGAUAGAAAAGCAGUGACAGAAACUGUUGGGAAAGCUACAGCAAACACAUCAAUAUUCACAAACCCAGAGGACCAGAGGGGUACCAAGCGGGACAUAAGAGAGCUUGAAAAGACUGAUUUCUCGCACACACACAACAGAUCUGUUACAGUUUUCUGGGAAAUCCAUAAAAAUCGUUGUCCUGCUGCACCUACUGAAACUGCUGCUUUAACUUCAGAAAACGGUCAGCGACCCGUCCCGCGUCCUCGCACAAAACCCCAGAAACAGACAACAAAACCAGAAAUCAAAGUUUUGGCUGAACCGAGCCCAUUUACUCAACCGGAUUCAAAAGAAGUCUUUACGAAAACAUUUUCAGAUGAACUAGAAAUAUUUGACAAAGGUGACCAGUUUGCAGAGCGAUUUGAUGAGCGGUUAAGCCAGACGACUCAAGUUGGAGAUGCUGUUGCUGAGAUGAGCGACCCCUAUAGUCAGCGCAACAUCCGUGCCAGAAUCCAGGCCUUUGAGGGCCAGAAUGGCACAGAGGAAGGAAAUGAGUCAGCCAGACCGAAGCCACUGGCCAGGAGGGCCACCACCAAACCCCCAGUUGCGACCAAGCCUUCACUGCCUUCCAGAAGUGUGGAUGACAGUCAGAACAUACCAGCAACUCCAACCCCAAAACCAGCCCCCAAACCUACACCCCUUAGAAAACCUGUGGGAAUGUCUGUGAGGGAACAGCUGGAGGCUUUGCACAGCAAUGGCAGCUUCCAACAAAGACCCAUUCCCCCUUUGCCAGUGAGAGCCAAUGGUAUUCAUGAAGAGGAAACAUCACCGACUCCACCUGUACCUCCGAUGAAGCCUUUCAAGGAACCACUCAAACCCAACCAGAACAUAAACAACCACAACUCCAUCUCUAUGAGCAGAGAAGGCGACUUUGUCGACACUCCAUCAUAUGGCAUCCCAGUCAAAUCUCAAUAUAACGUGGACACCAACGGAAGUCCUUUACCCAGACAAAAUAGAGCAACAAGACCGACUACCAUUAGAGUCCCCAGCAAAAUGCCGUCAAUAUCAGAUAACCUUCAGAGCGAGCCUCCUCCUCCUUUACCAUUUCGGAAACCCAUAGGCUCUCUGAACACUCCAGAAGACUAUCAACAGAGACCCAAACCUGCUAUGUCCUUGCAGUACUCUAUGGGGCCGGAGCCAUCCCUCCCGCCUCGGAAACCCACCAUGAACAGACCACUCCCACCUCGUCCUCUUUCUGGCAAAGUAGGCCCUGGAAGACCUCCGCCCCCUAAGUUUGGGACAAAUCGUGCUCCAUCAAUAUCAGUGCAGCCCCCGCCCAGACCCCAGGGACAAGAUCCCUCCAAAAGGGAGAUGGUCCUGCCACCAAGGCCCAGACCAGGCCACUGUCUUUACAACAAAUAUAUACUUGAACUUCCACAUGGGAUCGCAGCUCUAGACUACGAGGGGUGUAACAUCGGGGAGCUUUCGUUUGAGAAAGAUGAAGUGCUUCUGUUACUAGAGCAAGUCAACAACAAUGAAUUUCAGUGCCAAACUGGAGAGCUCAUAGGUAGAGUCCACAGUUCUCAUCUGAAAAUUAUAACUCCUCUUGACUCCUACUCUUCUCCAAUUUAUGAUGAUGUCCCAGAAGCUCCAGGUGAAAAAGAUUCAUAUGGACUUAAAGUAAAGGCUAUCUAUGACUUCCAGCCACAGAAUCCAGAAGAGCUGACGCUCAGAGCAGGAGAUGUUGUGACUGGGGUGGAGCAGGCCGACCAUCAGUGGUACCGAGGAACCUGCAGAGGAUCCACAGGUUUCUUUCCAGUUAGUUACGCUGAAGUUCUGUCAAGUCCAUUGAUCCCUGAAAAGAAAGAGAAGCCUCUGCCUGCACCAGUCAGUGGUCCGAGGUGCGUGGCGAGGUUCGACUUCGAGGGGGAGCACAGCGAUGAGCUGACCUUCUUUGAAGGGGAUGUGAUCCAGCUCCAUGAGUACGUGGGGGAGGAGUGGGCGCGAGGGCAGGUCGGUGCCUCGGUCGGCAUCUUCCCUCUGAACUUUGUGGAAGUCGUUGAAGAUCUGCCGCCGCCUCCAAGGCAGCAGAUAAACCAAACUUUUGCACCAGGCAUUGCUGCUGCUGCUGCUGCUGUUGCCACCGCCUCUCCUAGCAUACAAGCUAAGGCUGCCAAACCUGCUAAGACUUUCAAAUCUAAAGAAGAAUGGGCCGUGGCCUUGUAUGAUUACGCCGCAAAGACUUCCAGCGACCUGUCGUUUCGCCAGGGCGACCGCAUCCUCAUCACCAAGCACUUGGACGAAAAGUGGAGUUGUGGGAAAAUGAACGGCAGAGAGGGCAUGUUCCCCAGGAUCUAUGUCCAAACCACAACAGAAGAGCCCUCCAUUGACCCGAUUAGUGAAGCUGUUGGUGGCAUGAGAGCAAGGGCUCUAUACGACUUUAAUUCAGACUGCGAAGAAGAGCUCUCAAUUCAGGUUGGCGAUAUCUUAACCAAUGUGGAGUCCAUUGAUGAAGAAUGGUUUCUGGCGGACUUGAGAGGCCGACGAGCUCUGGUCCCUAAAAACUAUGUCCAAGUGUUAUAAUGAGGCCAUGCACUGCAGAAGGGGAGAUGAUUGAAUAUCUUUUUUUAAACAAAUGUCUGUAAAAUGUUGUAUUGUUAUCCUAAGCAGUUUAAUCUUUUCAACAGCAAUGUAAUUUAAUGGUUUUAAGAAGUUAUGUGAAAUAAAAAUAAAAUGACUUUAUGAA
Oryzias melastigma (Indian medaka) is the source of this 3332-nucleotide messenger RNA. It is a transcript of the gene sh3d19, whose product is annotated as SH3 domain containing 19. The record is from RefSeq and is a predicted model, not a curated record. Lineage: Eukaryota; Metazoa; Chordata; Actinopteri; Beloniformes; Adrianichthyidae. The coding region runs from base 71 to 3169 and encodes 1032 amino acids. Gene Ontology annotation, molecular function: protein binding. The transcript has 21 exons.